Anopheles nili is the source of this 741-nucleotide messenger RNA. RefSeq lists its product as uncharacterized. The record is from RefSeq and is a predicted model, not a curated record. The coding region runs from base 1 to 741 and encodes 246 amino acids. The transcript has 2 exons. NCBI's taxonomy places the organism in Eukaryota, Metazoa, Arthropoda, Insecta, Diptera, Culicidae.
AUGUCCGACUCUGAUAGCAGCGAAGAUGAAACAAAUGCGCAAUUAUUAGCAGCAGUCGAUACUUCGUUUCUUAAUAAUACAAUGUAUCAGCCCGCUUCGAAAAGUGAUGCUUCUAAAAACCAUGCAGAAGAAACUAAGGCUAUCCCAGUUUCGAAAGCAACGGAAGAGAGCGUUCCUAAGUCCAACCGAUUCCUUCCUGAGGAAGAAUCUAUCUUUCAUAGUGAUCUUAACGUUCCCGCAGCGGUACAAAGACACACGGCUCACAAAAUAUCCAAGUUGCUUGAAUCAGUCUUAGAAUUUGAGGAUCGCUCAGCCUGUGAACCUCCAAUUGAAGCAAAAGAAAAAUUGAACCAACCACAGAAAUCAAAAGUUCGACUAUUAGCCAGCUUUGACGAAUUUAUUGAUCUCAAUACCGACACUCCUGAGCCAAUGGGAGCUACAUCAAAACCGGCACCGAUUCGUCGACGUAAAAUUAGCGACGAUCUUGAUUCACCCACUCUACAGGAAAAAAUUAGAUCAUCCAUUUGUGACCCCAAUUCUUUCGCUGAAGAAGUGCAGCAAUGGAAAGGACCACGACAACGAUCGACUGUGUUUCACUACAAAAAGAAAAAAAAUGGUUCUUGUGAAGAAAAUUCUAAGAUGCACCAGGACGAAUUCACCAAGAUGCGUAACAAAAACCGAUGGGAUGAGUCUAUGAUAAGAAAGUUCAAAAAGCAGGGCAAAACCGCAAUUAAAACAUAA